Molecule: messenger RNA, 510 nt
Organism: Danaus chrysippus (African queen)
Lineage: Eukaryota; Metazoa; Arthropoda; Insecta; Lepidoptera; Nymphalidae
Source: the annotation of a GenBank genome assembly
AUGUCUCUUCUUUUAAUUCUUCCAGCUCUAACUAAACAAGGUCUCACUGCGGAUAAUAUUAACUAUGUUAUAUCAACACAUGGACAUUCAGAUCAUAUAGGAAAUAACAAUUUAUUCUUGAAAGCCAAACAUAUAGUGGGAUUUAGUAUUUCUUUUCAAGAUAAUUAUUAUAUACAUCCAUUUGAUGAAGGUAAAGAAUUUAUAAUUAAUGAACAUGUCAAGGUGUUACCAACUCCUGGACACACACUGUCUGAUGUUACAGUCCUUGCAACUAAUUCUGAAAAAGAAGUUGUAGCAGUUACAGGAGAUCUGUUUGAAAAAUUUGAAGAUAUUGCUGACCCAAGUUUAUGGAUUGAGGCUGGUAUUGAGGAUCAAGUUAAACAAAGAAAGAAUAGAUCUCAGAUUUCAGAACUAGCAGACUGGAUUAUUCCAGGACAUGGACCUAAAUUUAAAGUUACAGAUGACAUAAGAAAAACUUUAAGGGAACAGAUAGAGAAAUCAAUUUUCUAG